Pseudophryne corroboree (corroboree frog) is the source of this 936-nucleotide messenger RNA. RefSeq names its product olfactory receptor 11L1-like. The coding region runs from base 1 to 936 and encodes 311 amino acids. Gene Ontology annotation, molecular function: olfactory receptor activity; G protein-coupled receptor activity. Gene Ontology annotation, cellular component: membrane. NCBI's taxonomy places the organism in Eukaryota, Metazoa, Chordata, Amphibia, Anura, Myobatrachidae. The record is from RefSeq and is a predicted model, not a curated record. Gene Ontology annotation, biological process: G protein-coupled receptor signaling pathway. The transcript has a single exon.
AUGCAUGAGCAGAAUAUAUCUCACGUCUUUCUCCUGGGAUUUCCAAAUCUUAACAACUUUAACAGUUUAUUGUUCUUUUUCCUUCUCCUCAUUUACUGUGUUACCAUAUGUGGUAAUGUUAUCAUCAUUUUUUUUGUUUCAAUUAGUAAAAAUCUCCACUCUCCCAUGUAUUUCUUCAUCACACAAGUGUCUCUACUUGAUAUUCUGAUGACCACGAAUAUUCUCCCUAACUUGCUUCACAUUGUCCUGCAGGAUGGUGCCUCCAUGUCUCCUGCUGCCUGUUUAUUACAAUUUUAUGUGUUUGCCAACUGUGAGACAUCGGAGUGUCUCAUACUGACAGUGAUGUCAUAUGACCGAUAUCUGGCUAUCUGUAACCCACUGCGAUAUAAUGCUAUAAUUAACAAUGCAUUUUGUAUAAAAUAUGUCAUUGCAUCGUGGUUAUUAAGUUUCUUUGUGUUGUUGGUGAAUGAAAUAGAGAUGUAUAAAUUAAGCUUUUGUGGACCAAAGGUAAUUGACCAUUUCUUCUGUGAUUUUCUUCCUAUCCUAGAGCUUUCUUGUUCUGAUACAUCACGUAUUCAAAUUCAAGCAACUUUAUUUGGCAUUAUUAUUGUCAUCUGUCCAUUCACCAUGAUAAUUGUUUCUUAUAUGUACAUCAUCACCACCAUCCUAAGCAUACGCUCUAUCACUGGGAGACAGAAAGCCUUCUCCACCUGCAGCUCCCACCUGACUGUUGUGUGUAUAUAUUUUGGAACUAUAUUUUCUGUGUACAUGGUUCCAUCAAAAGGACAAUUAUUGGAGGCCAGCAAGGCAUUAUCACUGUUUUAUACUGUGGUGACCCCAUUGGUUAAUCCAUUCAUAUACAGCCUGAGGAAUAAAGACUUCAAGGGAGCAUUUGAAAGACUUAAAUAUCAUUUUCAGUUACUGUCAUUUAAUUAG